AUGCCAAAAACUCCACGACGGAAGAAACUGUCACAAAAAGCAGGAAAUUUAGAAGGACGACGAUUGAAUGAAAGUUUUCACUCUGAAAAUUUGGAAAGUUCCUCAAGUGAAGAUGAAACAGUAAUAAUUAAUCCAGAUGACGACACAGAUCGCAUUGACUUCAAAAGUCCAACAAUAUUAAAUGAUUUAACAGACCUGUACACAUUUUGUCAAAGUCAGCUAAACACGCGUUUUCUCACUACUUUGCUCUCCACUUCACUUCGUUAUUUGGGACACUCAUGGAGAGAGACUGAUGCAUUUCUGAAAGAAAUUGAUGGAAUGACAUGUAGAACAGCUCACAAAUGGGCAAAUAUUUUAGUGAACGGUGACUUUGAUGAAUGCACAAAAGACGAACGAGGUGGAAAGCGAGGAGAUUCAUUUUGGGAUUGCUAUCCGGACCUGGAACUCGAAGCUAAGCAAUUUACUUUGGAAGAAUGUUCAAAAAAAGAGGCAUCGUUUAUGGCAGACCAUGAUGAAUCGACUUAUAAAAGCGGUGAAAUUUCAGCAAAACGUUGGAUUAUGAAGGACAACGCGCCUUUUUAUAAUAAAGGACGUGGCAGAAGUAUCAUGUCAUCGGAUUUUCUCGUCAUGCACAAAAGCGGUCCAUUUUUUCGGCAACUAAAGCAUUCAAUUCUGGAAGUUUGA
Didymodactylos carnosus is the source of this 684-nucleotide messenger RNA. The record is from the annotation of a GenBank genome assembly. NCBI's taxonomy places the organism in Eukaryota, Metazoa, Rotifera, Eurotatoria, Philodinida, Philodinidae.